Tigriopus californicus is the source of this 1380-nucleotide messenger RNA. Its product is annotated as inositol monophosphatase 1-like. NCBI's taxonomy places the organism in Eukaryota, Metazoa, Arthropoda, Copepoda, Harpacticoida, Harpacticidae. Bases 120 to 1067 code for a protein of 315 amino acids. Gene Ontology annotation, biological process: inositol metabolic process; signal transduction. Gene Ontology annotation, molecular function: inositol monophosphate 1-phosphatase activity. The transcript has 5 exons. The record is from RefSeq and is a predicted model, not a curated record.
AUUAUUUUGUCCGGCAAGACUGCUAUGGUAUUUCAGCUGAGAGGAGUUUGACAAGGAAGGCUAAAGAGCGAUUCCAAAGUGCCAUCAGAAGUUCCGAAGUAGAUCGUAUUCAAUUGAAAAUGGCCGCUGGUGAAGAGAAGGUGACGUUAACCGCCCCAGAAAUGGACGCCAUCUACGAGACUAUUUCAGAUCUCGUGCAACAAGCCGGGCAAAAGAUCCGGCAAUUCAUUCGGGAAUCCAAAGCGGUCGAAGAGAAGCUCUCUCGAACGGAUCUGGUCACACAAACGGACAAAGAUGUGGAAGAGCUUUUGAUUCGAGGCAUUCUAGCCAAAUAUCCGGAUCAUGAAUUUAUUGGAGAGGAAGGUACCGCUGCUCGAGACGGGAAUAUUCCCAAAUUUAGCAACAAACCAACCUGGAUCAUCGAUCCGAUUGAUGGAACCAUGAAUUUUGUUCAUAGCAAUCCGAACGUGUCUGUAUCGGUGGCCUUAGCCGUUAAUCGUCACGUUGAGAUUGGUAUUAUUUACCUCCCGGCUACCAACCAAUUGUACACGGCACGGAAGGGUCAAGGCGCUCGGUUCAAUGAUUCGCCCGUGAGGGUCUCAAAAUGCAACAAGUUAGCGAACUCUAUGGUAAUCUACGAACUCUGGGCUAGCAGUGGUUCGGAGAUCGAACGCGACCAGUUGAACGUACUCGCAGAACUAAUGCCUCAAGUUCAUGCCAUUCGAUCGAUUGGUGAGUACAUCCACAUUGUUAAAGACAUUCUUUCAAACGUCGUAGAAUUCCUAGCUUCUUGUGUCCUGAGGUCGCACCCAACAUGCACGAGCACAACAUGGGAAUUGCUCCUUUUCCAUAAGAAAGUGCCAUUAAAAUUUAAUUCUAAUUUGAUAAUUGUCCGUAUUGUGAAAGAAGCGGGUGGAAUCGUCCUGGAUCCGAGUGGGGGCGAGUUUGAUUUCAUGUCUCGGCGCAUUUUGGCCGCUGCUACUCCUGAAUUAGCUCAGCAGGUUGUGGAUAUGAAGUUGAGCCAACAGGAACACCCAAGGGAGUUUGACGAUGUGUGUCUCAUGUGAAGUGCAUCUUGCGUUCGUGGGUUUUUGGAAAAUUAUGUUGAUUUGCGAUCAUAUUUUCGUGGAAUUUCGUUUUCAAAUGCAGCAAACUGAAAAAUGAGAAUGUUCAAGAGAGAAGUACAGUACAAGAGUUCAGUGUAAUUGGUUGCCUAUCACAGUAAAUUUGAUUCUGUUGUACAUCCAAACUCAUAUUCUGGUUUCUGCUGAUAAGUUGAGUUUUUCAUUGAUUAUUUUUCCUAUUGAAAAUGAAAAGUGCAACUUUCACAAGAGUGAGUGGUUGAGAAAUAUUGUAAGAAAUACAAAACCAAAAACCUCA